CUUCUCUUGUGGGUUCAUAGAUAAGCAUGCCAGAAAUUCAGUUAGGUGCUCAUACCAUAAGAUCCCAUGGAGUCACUGUCGCCAGGUUCCACAUGCAUGACUGGCUUAUACUUCUCCUGCUUAUCGGCAUCGAAGUUGUAUUGAAUGUCAUCGAACCCUUUCACCGUUUUGUUGGAGAGGAUAUGCUCACUGAUCUCAGAUACCCUCUCCAAGACAACACCGUUCCCUUCUGGGCUGUCCCGUUGAUAGCAAUUGUUCUCCCUUUUGUUGUCAUUUCUGUUUACUACUUCAUCAGAAGAGAUGUUUAUGACCUUCAUCAUGCAAUCUUAGGUCUUUUGUUCUCUGUGCUCAUAACCGGUGUCAUAACCGAUGCUAUUAAGGAUGCAGUAGGUAGGCCUCGUCCUGACUUCUUUUGGCGUUGUUUCCCUGAUGGUAGAGGGUUCUUUCACAAUGUCACAAGGAAUGUUCUGUGUACUGGAGAUAAAGAUGUGGUCAAAGAAGGACACAAGAGCUUCCCCAGCGGCCACACCUCUUGGUCGUUUGCUGGGCUAGGCUUUCUAGCGUUGUACUUGUCUGGGAAAAUCAGAGUGUUUGACCAGAGAGGUCAUGUAGCAAAGCUCUGCAUUGUGUUCCUACCUUUACUAGUUGCAGCAUUGGUUGGUGUAUCCAGAGUUGAUGACUAUUGGCAUCACUGGCAAGAUGUGUUUGGUGGAGCUAUCAUAGGAUUAACGGUGUCCUCGUUUUGUUAUCUGCAAUUCUUUCCUCCUCCAUAUGAUCCAGACGGUUGGGGACCUCAUGCAUACUUCCAGAUGCUGGCAGACUCCAGAAACGAUGUCCAAAAUUCUACAGGAAUGAAUCAUCUAAGCGUGAGGCAAGCUGAGCUGGAGAAUGUGUACGUUGAUCAACAAGGGACUUCCAUGGAACUGUCAAGAAGCAACACGUGGGACACACAAGAAUGCUAGAGAGCCGUUAGUGUCUUUGUAGUCGUUAUAAGUCUUUGGUGUGUGCUUUCUAUUGAGUUUCUUGGGUUUAGCCUCUAACUAAAAGGCCAUCACCUAAAUUAGAGAGUAGAGAGCAAAGGGAGAGAGAUAAAAACGCUAAAGGACGAGAGCUUGAAACAUUGACUUGGUAGUAAACAGUCAUGCUCUAUAGCCAGCUUCUUGUUGACAUUUUACAAUUUAAAAUCCUAUAAUCAAAACGAGAAGUUGGAGGAUUGCAACCUGAAUUAUGAGUCUAUGACUAUUAUAAACAAAUAUGUUACAUAUUCC
Messenger RNA from Eruca vesicaria subsp. sativa (arugula), 1268 nucleotides. The record is from the annotation of a GenBank genome assembly. Lineage: Eukaryota; Viridiplantae; Streptophyta; Magnoliopsida; Brassicales; Brassicaceae.